UAACCACCUGUCUAUUAUAGGCUAGUACAUUACCUUACAUUACACAACAUUUCUUCACAUGAAACAAUUCAACAUCCAAAGGGGAUUGGAACUGAAAUCGAGGAAGGUGAUUCAAAGUAAUCAACUAUUGUAAAGUUACAUAACACAGAGAUAACAGCUGAUUUUCAACAGGUUCUAACUUUUGCAAUCCAGAUGCCAAUUCAAAUUGGGCAUCAAAAUGUGCUGCUUUUGAUGCUUGGAACACGGCCUAUCAGAUAAAACUGUUAAUGAAUGCAGCGAUCAAGAACACUCAAGACUGCAUGAAAAUAAUACCGGGUUUUCAAAUUACUUUAACAGAUAUUCCAUUACAUAUACUAAAUUACACAUAUACUAAAUUACACAUCUUCUAAAAUGCCUAAUGAAAAGUUAUAAAAACAUUUAGGAUUUCUGUAAAUACACUUUAGAAAUAAAAACCUGAUUAUCUUAAUGUCUUUGAUAAUACCCAAAAUGCAUUUGGGCAUAAAUUAUAAUUCUAUAGUAAUUUAGUAAAUGUUUAAUGUAAAAUAUUCCAUUUCUAGAAAAAAUAUUUAAUUUUUUGUUCCAACCCCCCUCUAAAAGUGUUAUGUACAAGAACCUGGCAUAAAAAUUUUGAAGUGUUAACUGUUUUUAUAUCAUUUAUAUUUGUAAUUUUGUUGGUAUUAUAAUACUGAGGAAAAACAGACAUCCCUACUGCUUUGAUAUGGAGACUGAUAAAACUAUAUCUUAGAAGAUUUUUGAUAAUAAAUAUCAUUUCAACACUUUGAAGGUAAAUAUCGGCCUAUAAGACUUCACCAGCCUAAAUGGCUUAUGAGUAACCAGGUGAAAGGUUGGUAUUAAAAAGGCGCAUGAUUGAUAUUCAAUUUCAAAAUAUAUUUAUGUUUUUUUGUAUUUUAGAAAAAUUUAAAUGUCCGCAGAAAUUUGUUUUAACAAUAUUUUUGUAUUUAUUUUCUAUUUUAUAAAUGUUGGAUUUAUUUGAUCAACUCCCAAAAAUUGGCUUUCAUAUGAUGAAACAUGGUUGUGACUCAAGAAGGGCUCAAACCUAUGAUCCCUGGACUGUGAAGAAGACUCUUAACCACAUGAACACCAAUCCCCUUAUGCUAAUCGAGGUUUAAAUAGCAAUGAAUUUAUGAAAAAUUAUCAAAUGAAAUAAUGUCAAAAAAUAACAACAACAAAAUAUUACAGAGUAUCAAAAGAUUUAGUUCUUUAAACUGAAUUAUAGUCAUCCACGGGUGUAAAAAUAUAUUCAACUUCAAAAAAUUCAAACAAUUACAAUGAACUUCGACAAAUGUGUAUUAUACAGUAUCUAUCUAAAUUUAUAAUCGUUAUGCUUUCCAGACAGAAAUAUCAUUUCAACUGUUCCAAGUACAAUAUUUUAAGUUUUCAUAUAAUUCUGUUCUGUGUUUUGCCUAAGUAUAAUUAUGAUGCUAUCUUCAAAUCACAUAACCAAACAAUCAUGUCGCGAAAAUUGUAUUAUGUAUAAAAACAUCAAAGUAAAAACCUAAACAAAAAUUAAUUGUUUCAAGACAAAAAGGAAAUAUUUUUUGUGAAUUUUUUUUUUUUUAGAAAAUACAACAUAAUUCCUCAAAGAAACAUCAGUACAAAGUAGAAACCAUGCCUUUAGAGUUGAGAGGAACCAUGUAAGCCUAGCCUGAGGAGAGAAAACAGAAAAUCUCUUAUCUGACACAUAAAACCAGCCCUGGCAGAGAAUCUAUGGUAAUUUAUUCCCAAAACUGAUAAGCCACUGAUAAAAUUCACAGUAAUCGAUAAGCCAAAUCCCGAAAACUCUGUGAAACUGGUGUUUAUAGACGGGGAAUAAGUCUGGGAUGAAAUGUAUUUACCAGAAAUAUUUAUAUUACAGGGGCAGGGUAUUUACUCUGUGAUGACAGUAUGUGUCAAUGAGAACUCAUAAUAACUGUCAUACUAUAAAUGUGAGACGAGGAUUAUUAAAUAUAUGAUAUAUAUCUGUAAAAAUAAUGAUAACUUUAAGUGUCUGCAGCUUGAAAAUGUUCAAGUGCAUCCUAAGGAGACCAUACUGGCUGUAUUGAUUAGGAUAAUUACUUCUGCAGAAACUGAAUAUGUUCCGGUCUCUUUGACCAUUCAGGCUAAUCAAGAAUGAACUGGCCCUGAGCUUGAUUUAUGUUUCAAGUGAAAGAUGGAUUACCCUAAAAAAUGUUGAAAAACAUGGAAUAGAACACUAAUGAGGAAGACAUAUAUUUAAGAAGCUAGAAAUUCAGAAACAGACCUUGAGGGCAGGCAAGUAGAAAAAAUGGCAGCGGGAAAUAUUUUCAAAUAUACAUUUUUAUCAAUAUUUAUUUUCUGUGGUACCAAGAUGCUUUACCUUGUAAAAGAAUCAAGUGAAAACUAUUCAAAACAAUUGCCAGUUGAUGACAAUGAUUACUUCAAUACUUUCAAAGAGCAAAAUUUCCCAGUAUUACAUAAGGAUUCUAACAAGGUAAAAAAUAAACCUGGAUUAAUUCAAAUGGCUAUUCAACAAAGGAAUUUUAAGAAAGAUGUGGAGGUUAUAUCAAAAAUUAAUUCAACAAUGUUAACAAACAAUAAUCUUAAGAGGAAAAGAAAACUGCUGUCUGAAAUGUGGGAUACAUAUUACAAAGUUAAGGAAAGUGUAACACUUGGAAAGCAAGUUCAAAGGUUACAUGCAUUUCACCAGGUUGGGAAUGACACUUUCGUGUAUUCGGUGUUCUAUGAUGACAGGCAGAUUUCAAAAAAUAAAAACCCAGUUCUACAAAUUGUAACAAUUUCAAAACUACAAUCAAAAUCAACUUUAAUGUGUAAGUUCUCUGAAAGCAGCCGAGAGGAUGGUCAAUGGGUCACUGCAGUUAAACAGGAACUUAGUGAUAAUCAUGGUAAAAUAUAUGGGGGAGUUUUAUACACUUGUAAUAUCCCUAACAUACUUCAUAAAACUCCACAGAAGACAAUUCAUUUACAAAGUCAAAUCACUCAGGAUGAUAAUCUCUCAAAGGUGACAAGCGCAUUAGUAACCAUGGAAGUAAUUUGGCUAGAAAUGUCAAAUUGGAAGUCAGCAAUAUAUCAUGAUGCAGAUAAUCUCCAAAAAUCUCAAAGUGUGAAGCAGCAUAUAAACUCUGCAAACAAUUUCUUGGAAACUUUUCCGAAUAGCAAAGAAUCGAGAAAAAAUCAAACAAUUGAUAAAUCACAGAUAUCAAGUCCAGAAAUAAUUCAAGGGAGACAACUGGAUUUGGCAAUGAAAGAAAAAUAUAAAGAGUUAUCUAGAACUAGAAACAAUAGCUUGCCAACUGUUUCUAUAUGUGUUCCACCAUUAUUCGGCGACAUAAAACUAUCUGAAUUCAUACAGUUUGUUGAAAUUCACAGAAUUCUUGGUGCUAGUCAGAUAUUUUUCUAUAAAAUGGAUGUUACAUCUGACAUAGGACAAAUGUUGAAUUAUUAUCAUUCUCAGGGUCUGGUAUCACUGCAUGAUUGGAUAUUACCAAAAGAACUUCAAGUCUCUGAAAAUAUCUGGUACAAUGGUCAAAGUGCUGCACAGCAGGAUUGUUUGUAUAGGAACAUGGGGAAAUAUGAUUAUACUGCCUUUAUUGACCUUGAUGAGGUCAUAGUUCCAACAUCUGCAUCAGACUGGCCACAAAUGCUCGAACAAUUAGAUAAAACUUAUACUGAAGGUAAAAACAGACAUGCUGCGGCAUACAUAUUCAAAAGUGCUUUUUUCGAGCCAAAUUAUACAAAUACUGAGAAAACUAAUAUAAAACAUGAAAAAUUGUCAUUCUUGAGAAGUUUGUACAGGACUGAAAAAAUCAGUUCAAUAAGAAAUAAAGUGAUAGUAAAGCCAGUAUUUAUAGAAUUUACAGGAAUACAUCAUGUUUCUAAAUUAGUGAAUUCUGAAUUAAAUCCUGAAAUAGUUAACGUUCCAGUAAAUAAAGCACUGAUUCACCACUACAGGAAGUGUACAGAAGCCUUAGAUACAGAAAUGCAUUGUGGGAAAUAUGUAGCAGACGCAAAUUUGUUAAAACAUUCUGAGACGCUCCUAAAAAACUAUGAACGUGCAUUGGAUGAUAACAUAAAAUAUUUCAAAACUAUAAAAUAGUGUGAUAUAUUAUUAAAACAUUCCUUUAUCAUUAAAAAAUAUUAAAUGUU
Molecule: messenger RNA, 4143 nt
Organism: Ruditapes philippinarum (Manila clam)
Lineage: Eukaryota; Metazoa; Mollusca; Bivalvia; Venerida; Veneridae
Exons: 2
Coding region: 2285-4093 (602 amino acids)
Source: RefSeq, a predicted model, not a curated record